AUGGAGCAGAGCUUAUUUUUGCUUCUAGUUCUGCUGAUCGCAUCUUCCCGAAUUGAAGCCCGAAUUGAUGAUCUCGGGUACAUUCAAAUGUUGGAUCAAAGGAUGGGAAAAGGAGAGGAUGAAGAUGAUGAGGUGCAGUUUUUUCCAUGGUUGCAGAGCGAUGCCAUUGGAAGAACACUGGUGAAUAUUGACAGUCUAGGAGCUGUUGGAGAUGGGAUCACUGACGACACUGAGGCAUUUGUGCAAGCAUGGAAGGUGGCAUGUAACACUUCAAAUGCUGUGCUGCUGGUGCCUGAAAGGAAGACUUACCUGGUCAAAGCGGCGAGGUUUGGAGGGCCUUGCGCUGGUAACUUGAUUGUUCAGAUUUCAGGAGAAAUUGUGGCGCCAGAUGAUCCAAACGACUGGGAUCCUGCUAGCCCAAGAACAUGGCUUUUCUUCUCCGGCCUGAGGGGCGUGAUAUUUCAAGGUGGUGGGCUCAUCAACGGUUCAGGCCACAAUUGGUGGGCAUCAUCUUGCAAGAUCGACAAGACAAAACCAUGCAGGCCAGCUCCCACAGCAUUCACAAUUGACUCGAGUUCUGCAGUGUGGGUAAGGAGCCUGAACCUCAAGGACAGCCAGCAGAUCCAUUUCACUGUAUCCCGUUCGCAAGUAGUCCGUGUGUCCGAACUUAACGUCCAGGCACCACACAACAGCCCCAACACCGACGGCAUACACAUAAGCGACUCCACCAACAUUGUAAUCCAAAACAGCAAGAUCGGAACAGGUGACGACUGCAUUUCCAUUGUCAACGGCACCUCAAACAUCAAGAUGAAAAACAUCAUGUGUGGACCAGGACAUGGGAUCAGCAUCGGAAGCCUUGGUAAAGACAAUUCAACUGCUGCGGUCAUUGGCGUGGUUCUGGACAAUGCAGUUCUUACAGGGACCACGAAUGGUGUCAGAAUAAAAACAUGGCAGGGGGGUUCAGGCUAUCUAAGAGGAGUAAGGUUCCAGAACGUUCGUAUGAACAAUGUCAGCAACCCAAUCAUCAUAGACCAGUUCUACUGCGAUUCACCAACUCCUUGUGCAAACCAGACGUCAGCAGUAAGCGUAACGGAAGUGAUGUACAUAAAUAUCAGUGGAACUUCAGCGACUCCAAAUGCUAUCAAGUUAGCGUGCAGUGACACAGUGCCGUGCAGCAAGAUCGUCUUAGCUAAUAUUAACCUGCGGAGAGAUGAUGGAACAGCAAAGGCCUUCUGCAACAACGCCAUUGGAUUCAAAUAUGGCCUUGUCAUUCCAUCUCUUGAUUGUUUACUGAGCUAUGGCCAUGAUGCUUCAGAGAAGAGGAAGAGAGACCGACAGAUCAUCCAUACAGAGUUAUAAGUCAUUCACCAACAAACACCACAAGAAAGAAGGGACGCAGAAAGUAUGUGCUUUCACUUGCAUCAUAGCGAAUUGGAAAGGAGGCUGCUAGUCUUAAUAGGCUAUUACUAAUAAACAUUCGGGUAGACGUCCCAUGUGCCCAACUGGAGCUGCAUUAUGUAAGGUACAAUAGAUUGGUAGCAUAAACAAGAAUUUGGCUCAAUGUGUAACUAGAUAGAGGAAGAAUUCGUAAGUUCCCUGACAACAUUAAUUAGGAAGAGGAUCACAUGGAAGGUCAUUUUCUGACAUAAGACUUUCAGCACCUGCUGCCCAUAAACUAGGAAAAUUUGUUUUCAUCUCGAACUACUUGUCAUGAUAUAUUAUACUUUAGUACAUUAUACAUUUUCGAAUAAUGCCAGAUUUUCAUAUGUCUACAUUAUAACUGUGGUCUAGUCAACUUCAUGAGAUACUAUAACAAG
Messenger RNA from Nymphaea colorata (pocket water lily), 1817 nucleotides. RefSeq names its product probable polygalacturonase At1g80170. Gene Ontology annotation, molecular function: polygalacturonase activity. Gene Ontology annotation, biological process: carbohydrate metabolic process. The transcript has 9 exons. NCBI's taxonomy places the organism in Eukaryota, Viridiplantae, Streptophyta, Magnoliopsida, Nymphaeales, Nymphaeaceae. Bases 1 to 1359 code for a protein of 452 amino acids. The record is from RefSeq and is a predicted model, not a curated record.